GAUAUACUCACACACAAUACUCGCGGCGGCAAAGUAGAUCGACGCGGGUUCUGUCGUUCUCGGAAGCGAAGCGCGCGCGCUGCAUCGGGAAAUCAACAAACGCGUCGAAUAAUCUCGCGCACGCGACAACAACUCCUCCAGGAGUCGGUUAUCACUAAGUUAGUGCAUAAGUGUGCAAGAAAUCAACGAAGAUAAUGUCGGUGCGUUACACGCACGCGGUGCUCUGCCGGAUCCCGUUGUCGUUGCGAACCCGGGGCGAGGUGCAGCUCGAGGAAGCGCGAAAACAGCACCAGGCGCUGGCCCAGCUGCUGCGCGAGCUCGGCGUCGACGUAGUCGAGAUGCCGCCCGACGAGAGCUCACCCCUCUGCGUCUUCGUCGAGGACAUCGCCGUCGUCUGCAACGGCAUUGCCCUCAUCGCCAGGCCCAACGAACCUUCGCGCCUCAAGGAAAUUGAAACUAUAAGGGCAGUACUGAAAAAAGAAUUGGAAAUCCCACUUAUAGAAAUAGCUGAUAAAAGUGCUCGCUUGGAUGGUGGUGACGUGUUAUUCACAGGAAGGGAAUUCUUUGUUGGAUUAUCACAGUUUACAAAUGAAGCGGGUGCAAGAGCAGUUGCUGCAGCUUUUCCAGAAUACCCUUGUGUUCCUAUUAAGGUUGGAGACGGAGGUGAAGAAAUAGUAGUGGAGAGUCUCACCUCAGGUUUGAUUCAGGUAGCUGAAUCUAAACGUCUUAAAGCACUAGUAACAAUGGCAGGACCUGACGUUAUUUGUGUUGGUGCUGGAAAAGAAUCUCAAGAAGUGCUUAAGAGAAUUGAAAGAGAAGCAACGUACAGUUAUCAAACAUUAACCGUUCCUGAAGAUGAAGCAGCAAACGUGCUGUAUAUCAAUGGAACUUUGAUACAUCGAGCCCAUGAUGAAAUACCACAGUCAAGUAAAGUGUUUGAAGAAAAAGUAGAAUUCCCAGUGAAAGCAUUGCCUAUAUCUGAAUUAGCUAAAGUUAGCUCUGGUUUAUCUUCUUGCUGUUUAUUAGUGCGCAGACCGCGACAUAUUCGUAAUAUUUAAAUUAAUUUCAUUCAAUCAGUGUGAUAAAAAGCCUUUCAACACCAUCAUAUGGAUUUUAAAUUCAUCGUGUGGUCUUCUAAAAAAGACGAGAUUCAAAGAUUAUACAGUUACCAAUUAAAUUUUGUUUCAUUACUUUGAUCAUGAUUUCUGAAAAUUUUUUUAUUAAAUUAGUCAUUAAGUUUUAAAUCAAACACUCUUUAUUCUUGCUUUAAAGAUGUCUUGCUUAAUAUCAAUGCAUAUACAACUAUAAAGUAACCCAAUAAUAAAAAGAAGUAUUAAGAAAUAUUUAUAAUAGUGUUACGUUCGCGAGACUAGAAUUUCGCGAAUCGAACAAAAUAUAUGAUGGUAUGAUAUUAAUAUAUGACCAACACGAAUUUAAUUCAAAUAUAUGGAACUGAAAAUCAUAUAAAGUUACAUGCACAAAAAUAUAGUGCAUUUAUUACAAACUAUCAAUUCAUUGUUGACUGCUUAUCAAUGUCUCAUAAGAUUCAAUACCAAAAAAAUAACUUGGCAGCUACUAAAACCUGCUUUAGUUGCAGGUUACCUGAGUCCUAUUUCACUCAUUUGUAUUCAAUUGUAUUAUAGCUUAUAAUAAUUAUUUUUGCCACACAAACUGAAUUGUGAUGUCAUUUUAUAUUAAUACAAAUCAAAUUUAUUGCACAAAAUAUUAUUUAUACUAUUUUAAUAAUUACCUGUAAAUCUGUUUUUGUGACAUGAUUGUAAUUAUAGUAUUUAUCAAAAAAGAAAAAUAACUGACCAUAUGAAUGAUCAGUUGAUUUAGAUGGAUUUACAAAUCACUUCUUGUAUUGUAGAGUUAAAGAUCCACGCUUUUUUUGAUAUCAGGUAACCACUAUUACUUUGGCUCUCCGUCUGGUCUUUUUAGGAAAUUAUGGUAAAAAUUCAGUAAAAGAAAUUUCUUACCAUAAAAUGGAAUACAGAAUUUCUUUAAAUGAAUUCUAAGACGAACCUAUCAGACCUAAAUGUUACUAGUCUAUAAAAGUGUUCAAAAUAUUCAAGAGAGAAAACUUGUUAAAAAAUUCAUCAAGAUUGAUGUGAAAAUGGUGUAUAAUAGUUAAGCAACUAUAAUUAUUAGUGAAACUACAUUCUUAAUUACGAAAUGCAGGGCGCAUUUUUUUACCUUUUCUAUGCGUAUUUGAAAUAUUUUUCUAAUGACUCCAGGAUUUUUACUGUUAAUUUUGAUAUUUUUGACCUUCAUAUUCAUACAAAAAAUUCAUGAUACUUCCAAAUGCAAUGACCAGAUAUCAUAUUAGUAUGGAUCAUAAAAAUACGAAUAUCUAAAUUAGUUAUAUUUAGGUAUGCACGACGACUGCGCUUUUACAAUCUAUAUUUAUCCAAGCUUUAUAUUAUAUAUUUGUUUAAUAUAAAUAUAUGUAUUUAUUUAUGUCCUUGCCCUGUAACGAUUUUUGAAUAAAAUAUUGCAAAUA
This is a messenger RNA of Nasonia vitripennis (jewel wasp), 2503 nucleotides long. Its product is annotated as N(G),N(G)-dimethylarginine dimethylaminohydrolase 1. The record is from RefSeq and is a predicted model, not a curated record. The transcript is spliced from 6 exons. Gene Ontology annotation, biological process: positive regulation of nitric oxide biosynthetic process; arginine metabolic process. Gene Ontology annotation, molecular function: dimethylargininase activity; amino acid binding. The coding region runs from base 195 to 1058 and encodes 287 amino acids. NCBI's taxonomy places the organism in Eukaryota, Metazoa, Arthropoda, Insecta, Hymenoptera, Pteromalidae.